This is a messenger RNA of Tetrahymena thermophila SB210, 1083 nucleotides long. RefSeq names its product plant dual-specificity MAP kinase kinase family domain protein. The transcript is spliced from 5 exons. The record is from RefSeq and is a predicted model, not a curated record. Gene Ontology annotation, molecular function: protein kinase activity; ATP binding. Gene Ontology annotation, biological process: protein phosphorylation; mitotic spindle organization; regulation of cytokinesis. Gene Ontology annotation, cellular component: spindle midzone; spindle microtubule; chromosome passenger complex. Lineage: Eukaryota; Ciliophora; Oligohymenophorea; Hymenostomatida; Tetrahymenidae.
AUGAAGACCUUUGAUUUUAAUUACAACUAAUCAGCACUAUAGAAUUAAUAAAAACUUAAAAAUGGAACAUCUUCUCAAAUUUUAAAAAAUAUAAAGGAUUAGGAGAAUAAAAAUAGCUCAAAAGAUUAAGAAAACUUCAAAAAUUCUCAGCUUUUGAGUGUUAAAUCCAUCAAGAAAAUCGAAUAAAUUGAAUAGUAAAGUGAUAGAGUAUAAAUUCUGAAAGUCCCAAAAAUUUAGUGGCAGCUUAGCGAUUUUGAGCUAGGAAAACCAUUAGGAAGAGGAAAGUUCGGCCAGGUGCAUUUGGCUAGAGAAAAAAGAAGCAAUUUUAUUGUCGCUCUAAAAUGUAUAAGUAAAGAGUAGUUGAGAAGGAGCAAGAUAGAGCAUUAAAUAAGAAGGGAAAUCGAGAUAUAAUCGCAUUUAAACCAUAAAAAUGUGCUUAGAAUGUUUGGAUUUUUUUGGGAUGAAUAAAAGAUUUAUUUAAUUUUAGAAUAUGCUCCUCAAGGAGAGUUGUAUUAAGACCUAUAAAAGCAAAUAAACAAGAGAUACCCUGAAUAAAAGGCAGCUAAUUACAUCAAAUAAAUGGCAGAGGCUUUGAUUUAUUUACAUAGCAAAGACAUUAUUCAUAGAGACAUAAAACCAGAAAAUCUAUUGAAUUCAUUUGGAACAAUUAAAAUAGCAGAUUUCGGAUGGUCAAUUCAUUCACCUUCAAACAAAAGACAAACUAUCUGUGGUACCCUCGACUACCUAUCCCCUGAAAUGGUAGAAGGAAACACUCAUAAUUACACUGUUGAUAUUUGGAGUCUUGGUGUUUUGUGCUAUGAAUUUUGCACUGGAUAACCUCCAUUUGAAACCAAAAGCUAUGAUUAAACAUAUGAUAGAAUUAAAAAAGUACAAUUUAGUUUCCCUGAUUAUUUGUCUAUUGAAGUCAGAGAUCUUUUAUCAAAAAUUUUAGUUUAUGAAAAGAGCUAGAGAUUAGAUUUAAAUAACAUCUUAAAUCACCCAUGGAUCUAAAAACACAAUCCUCCUUAAAAUUAAGUAACAAGUCAAGUACCACUUUAACAGCUAAACUAAAAUAUUUGUUGA